UUUUAACAGAAUCAAGAAGAUGAAGUUUCAAGUCAAUGCAGCGAUGUAUGUGCUGCUAUUCUUUCCGUUUCUCGUACAAGAAACACUCGCUCAAGUCUCAUGCCCGUCUCUUGAGACGUUAUGUUCGACAAAUAUAGACGGUCGUAAAAUUUCCUCCUUUGUACGUAACCACAAGAAAUUUUUUUGUGAGCAUGGAACUGACAAUUAUAAAUGGAUUGCAAUUCAGCCGCCUUGCACUUCUCCAGUUAUAAGUGCUCCAAGGCAACUACUUUGUGAGGUUAAAACUGACGGUAGCCGCUGGUUUGUUAUACAGAGUCGUUUUCGUAAAGACAUCAGCUUCAAUAGAAACUGGACGGACUUUAAAAACGGCUUCGGGACACCUUGCAAAACAGACUAUUGGAUGGGCAAUGAGAUAGUUCACCAACUCACAUCUCGGGGUAAUUUUGAAUUGAGAAUUGAUAUGAUCUUCAAUGGAAGUAACUAUUACGCCAGAUACAAUAACUUUAAUGUUGACAGCGAAGAGAACCAAUAUGAGCUGACUUUGAAUACAUUUAGUGGAAAUGUCUAUGAUGAAUUUGGUAUCCACAACCAUAUGAAGUUUAGCACUCCAGACAGGGACAAUGAUAUUGAUGACAGGCUCUUCUGUUCCCAGAUGUUUCAAGCAGGCUGGUGGUACAUGAAUUGUCACUAUGCAAAUCUGAAUGGCCACUUUGACUCACCGACGCGGCUUAAAGGCGUCACUUGGACCGAACUUACAACAGGCAAUUAUUCACUGUCUUCUGUUGAAAUGAAAAUCAGGAAGAAGAAUUAAAUUUGGCAAAGUCGAUCGAGGCAUCUCAGAAGUGUAUUAUUUUAGAUAAAAGAAAAAAAUAUUUUUAAAUUUGUUUGAAGCAAUCAAUGUAAUUAUUGAUAAUAAAUUUUUUUUUUUUA
Molecule: messenger RNA, 930 nt
Organism: Biomphalaria glabrata
Lineage: Eukaryota; Metazoa; Mollusca; Gastropoda; Planorbidae
Product: ficolin-1-like
Exons: 6
Coding region: 20-811 (263 amino acids)
Source: RefSeq, a predicted model, not a curated record